Aspergillus melleus is the source of this 1017-nucleotide messenger RNA. It is a transcript of the gene CWC24, whose product is annotated as U2-type spliceosomal complex subunit CWC24. Gene Ontology annotation, cellular component: U2-type spliceosomal complex. The transcript has a single exon. Lineage: Eukaryota; Fungi; Ascomycota; Eurotiomycetes; Eurotiales; Aspergillaceae. Gene Ontology annotation, molecular function: metal ion binding. Gene Ontology annotation, biological process: snoRNA splicing. The record is from RefSeq and is a predicted model, not a curated record. The coding region runs from base 1 to 1017 and encodes 338 amino acids.
AUGGCCGACGAAACCAAAGUCGCCGACGACGUUCCUCAAUUCUCCUUCAAAAAACGAUCCGCCAAGGCCAAAUCCAAUUUUCGCAAGAAGCCCGCUACCCCGCCGCCCGCCUCCGACUCAGACUCCGGCUUUACAUCCUCCGAUGAUGACGAGGGCCGUAGAAUCAAACGACGCCGGAAGACCGCAGCCGUGACUGCUUCGUCGGCUGGUAAUGCCCCUCGGAGGGACGCCCCGCAAGAUGAACAAGCUACCGCCGCCGCACCGGCUCCCCUGGCGUCGACCAACGACGCAACCAAACAGUCCAACUGGUAUGAUGAGGGUAUGGAUGAGAAGAACCUCCUGGGCACGACGCGAGCUCGUCCCGCCACGGACGUAUCAUCUACGGCCGACGGAACGUACAAGGGGGCGGCCAACUAUCAAUCCUUCAUACAGAAAAAUCCCGACGCCCCGAGCAAAAAGUUCGGUCCCAUGAAAGCCCCCACCAACGUCCGAACCAUCACGUUCACCGACUACAUGCCAAAUGUCUGCAAGGAUUACAAGCUCACGGGAUACUGCGGUUUUGGCGACGGCUGCAUCUAUCUGCAUGCUCGCGAGGAUUACAAGCAAGGCUGGGAGCUUGACCGAGAUUGGGAGGUCAACACCAAGGGCAAGACUCUGAGCGGGAAGGUGACGUCGCAGAGAAGCGGUGGCAACGCGUCCAAGGACGAAGAUGACGACGAGGAGGAGCUCCUCGAAAAUAUCCCGUUUGCCUGCAUCAUCUGCAAGAAGCCCUAUCAAAACCCGAUCAUCACCAAGUGCGGUCACUAUUUCUGUGAAUCAUGCGCGUUGCAGCGUUAUCGAAAAAAUCCGUCCUGUGCGGCUUGUGGAGCCGGCACCGGAGGCGUUUUCAACACGGCCAAGAAGCUGAACCAUCUACUGGAGAAGAAACGGGAGCGAGCCCGCAAGCGGCGAGAGCAGGCCAUCGCAGAGGGCGAGGAAGUCAGCAGCGAAGAUGAUGAUGCUGCCGAGAGCUCCUGA